This is a messenger RNA of Biomphalaria glabrata, 1170 nucleotides long. RefSeq lists its product as uncharacterized. The coding region runs from base 189 to 812 and encodes 207 amino acids. The transcript has 3 exons. The record is from RefSeq and is a predicted model, not a curated record. NCBI's taxonomy places the organism in Eukaryota, Metazoa, Mollusca, Gastropoda, Planorbidae.
UGUCAAUGUGCGCGCACACAUACACACACGAAGGUAUGUGGUUCAAUUCUUGCGUGUACACCGGUUUCCUAUAGUUAGAUUUGCUUCCAAGUUGUGUGAUUGUUAUUAUCUUAUAUUUAUCUAAUAUUCAAAUGUAAUGACAAUGUAAUUGUAGGAAAACAAGCACGAGCAACAAUUGAACUCAAAGAAUGAAGCAACUCAUUGGCAUCUUACUGGCAUCUUCUGUUUUUACACUUUUCAUACGCGCUCAAGAAAAUUACCGCUUCUGUGACCCUGACGUCCCAUCCAGGUCUUUGACCUACAAGACAACGGCCCUGUUGUUGGAUUCCACCCAAAGCUGCGGUGCCGGUCAGUACUUUAACCAAACCCAAGUUAAAUGCUUGCCAUGUCCGUCAGAUACCUUCAUGACCAAGCUGAUGUCCGAGAAAAGAUUCGCCAGCUGCUUGCCGUGUUUGAAGGCUUAUGGGAUUGAGGUCCAAGCAGAAUCCUGCACGGAGACAAGGGACGCAACUGUUAUGUGUACCAACGCUUACUUUCGCCUUAGAGACAUGAACCUGCCUUGUGCCUCCUCGUGCUCGCGGUGCGAGAUCUGCGGCGCAGGAACUUACUUAUACCAGAACUACGAGUUCCAGAAAUGUCAAGGUUAUGACGACACCAUCUGCUGCACCAGUCCAGACAUGAAACUGGUGAACAGGGUGUGCAUGCUCAGGAACACUCCAGCACCUCUGAAAUCUGAAGACAAUGGAUCUGAGCGCGAAUAUUUUAAACAUUAUGUUGUAAUUAUUACUUUUAUGUUAGCACUCAUAGUGUAGGUUCAAAAUAGUAAUUAUUAUUUUGUUAGAAUAACUUAUAGAUAAAUUGCACAUAAUGCCAAGAAGACCUUUAAAAAAAAGAGAUUUUCAAGUAUGGCGGAAAAAAGUUUUAAAAGCUUGAUAUCUGGUAUAUUCGGUGUACAGAAAAAGAGAAGUGCUGAUAAAGUUAUGAUUUCUUUUUUACAAGUCAUAGGAUUAUAUUUGUGCGAUUUUUGGUACUUUAGAAUCACAUUUUAUAGGUUCAUAUGUAUGGAGUUCAUUUUUUUUGUAUUUAUUAUAGCAACGUCGAAGUUUGAUGUCUAUGUUUGAAAUUUAUUGUCUAUGGUUGAAGUUUAGAUUAAAGUUUAAUUAUAAUGUU